Penaeus chinensis is the source of this 678-nucleotide messenger RNA. RefSeq lists its product as uncharacterized. The transcript is spliced from 2 exons. The record is from RefSeq and is a predicted model, not a curated record. Lineage: Eukaryota; Metazoa; Arthropoda; Malacostraca; Decapoda; Penaeidae. Bases 53 to 433 code for a protein of 126 amino acids.
UCUUGAUCUCUCCGAGGGCGUGUGGGCGGUGUCACAAUUAACGGAAGGCGUGAUGAAGGCCAUAGCAAGCCCGCCCUCAUGUAGCCACGCCCUCCUGUGUGACGCUGCUUCCUCGGCCGCGUCUCGGGGUCCUCUCGCUGCCUCCUUCACCGCCCUAGCCAGCGAAUGGCUGGCGAGGUGGCCGGGUCUGCAGGAGAGCGGCUUCGGCCCAGUCACUCGCCGGGCGGGACUCGAGCGAGAUUGCAGUCACUACGCCAGACACAACUGCACGAGUGUGCAACUUCAUGACUUCGAUCUGCAACAUAUCUUGAACGAUCCUGCAACGUUACCGAUGUGGAGGAACGCUUCGGAUGGUCUUAUGCAACCUUUACUUAAUUCUUAUUGGCAAAGUCGAGAUAUUAGGGAAGAAAAAGAGUUAAUGUAUGGUGGUUAAAAGAUUUUACAUUCAGAUUUAGUGUAAAGGAAAUAUAUUGUAUGUAAAAAGUCUGAAGAGGAUCUUAGGUUGUAUGAGUCAAAAAUAAAUAUUCAGAAUUAUGAUACUUGGUUCUUUAUAACUUCAAUAUUCCUCGGUAAACAGUGGAACAGGCGUAAGAGAAAUAAAUGGUGAGAAAGAAUCAUCAACGUGUAGAAAAUUAACUUCAUAACCAGUUCACUAGAAAUAAUCUGGUUAUCUAUUUA